Messenger RNA from Zootoca vivipara (common lizard), 1181 nucleotides. NCBI's taxonomy places the organism in Eukaryota, Metazoa, Chordata, Lepidosauria, Squamata, Lacertidae. The record is from RefSeq and is a predicted model, not a curated record.
AUGGUUUUGCUCCAUGUGAAGAAUGGUGAUGAGAGCCAAUUUCUGCUGGAGACAACAGGCACCAUUUCCAUUGAAGAUUUAACACAGGAAGUGACCAAGAUCUACAAUGGAAGGCUCAAAGUUCAUCGUGUUUGUGCAGAAAUAGAAACACUGGCAGAACAUGGUAUUUUCUUACCUCCUAACAUGCAAGGUCUGACAGAUGAGCAAAUAGAAGAGCUGAAGCUGAAGGAUGAAUGGGCAGAAAAAUGUAUUCCAAGUGGUGGAAGUGUCUUUAAAAAAGAUGAAAUUGGACGAAGAAAUGGUCAUGCUCCAAAUGAGAAAAUGAAACAGGUUUUAAAAGCAACAGUAGAAGAAGCCAAGGCACUUAUAUCUAAGAAACAAGUGCAAGCCAAUGUGUGUGUUAAUAUGAAUAUGGUGAAAGAUGCACUGGACCAGCUCCGAGGAGCUGUGAUGAUUGUUUACCCAAUGGGACUCCCUCCAUAUGACCCAAUUAGAAUGGAGUUUGAAGAUAAAGAAGAUCUGUCAGGAACUCAUGCUGCACUUGAGGUGAUUGAGGAACCAGAGGCACAACUGUGGUGGGCAGCAAAAGAACUGAAGAGAACAAAGCAGCUUUCUGACUAUGUGGGCAAAAAUGAGAAAACCAAAAUUAUUGUGAAGAUACAGAAAAAAGGACAAGGAGCUCCAGCCCGUGAGCCUGUCAUAAGUGGUGAAGAACACAAACAGAUGAUCCUUUUUUAUCACAGAAGGCAAGAGGAACUCAAGAAAUUGGAAGAAAAUGAUGAUGAUUCGUUUUUAGAUUCUGAAUGGGCUGACAGUCAUGCCUUGAAAAGACAUUUUCAUGGUGUAAAGGACAUUAAGUGGAGACCCAAAUGAAGUUUUGUAUGCAGGUUUUUCCCCUUUUUACAAGUUAAAUUAAUCCACUGAGGUUUACAAAUAACAUGGAUGAUAAAACGUGCAUUAUAAUUAUUGUGAAAUAUUAGCUUCUAGUUUUGUAGAAGUGAUUAUUGUUAUGAUUGAUUGCAAAAUAUAUUCAGCCUCUUUGGCACACUUGCCUUUUAGAAAUAAAAAACUAAGGCUUAUUUUGUGAAUCCACUACAAUAGACCUACAAAUUGGAUGUUUAUAUUUUUAACUAGUUCACCAGUAUGGCUGUCAUAUUAUUAAACUGGUUGUCGUCAUUCUA